GCUUCCUCCAACAACCUCAGCCACCCAGCCUCCAAUUCCUACACCCGAAAGUCUAGAGGCGAGAUGGCUGCACCCAAGGUAAUCGUUUUGGGAAGCCUCAAUGGCUCGCUGCUGCCUGCCUUCACGAAGCUCGCGACCCUUCACGCCAAGAACAGCUUCAGCUUUGCCAUUGUCACAGGCAAUUUGUUUGGCAGCGACGACGAUAGCACGGUUGAUUCAAUUCUCAGCGGCGAACUGAAGGUUCCCCUUCCUGUCUACUUCACUGUCGGUACAGCGCCCCUUCCUCCGAAGAUCAUUGCCAAGAUCGAAGCCGACGAGGAAAUCUGCGAGAACCUCCACUUCCUCGGAAAACGAAGCAUCACAAAGACGUCAGAGGGAGUUAGAAUUGUCGCACUCGGCGGGAAAUUCGACAAAGAUGUGGUCGGCGGACAGUCGAAGGAGCAGCACCUUCCGUACCACACCGCGGAUGAUGCUAAAUCGCUAAAGGGAGCGAAUAAGGCAGACAUCUUACUCACGACCAUCUGGCCAGCUAGUGUCUGGACAGGGUCCAAGGUCGCGCUUGUCCCGGAGAACCAGGCAGCGAUUGAGAGCACGGCUGAAGUUGCUGAGCUGUGUGCCACCCUCAAACCCCGAUACCACUUUUCCUCUUCGCCCACCGAGUUCUUCUACGAGCGAGAGCCUUUCGUGCACCCUCUUGAGGAAGGCGCAGAGGACGCGGCGGUGACUCGCUUCAUCUCGAUGGCCCCCUACGGAAAUUCGACCAAGGCGAAGGCGCUGUAUGCAUUCACAAUCACUCUCAACGAGACCAAUGUCGAGAAACCCGCCAACGCCACCUUUACGCCGUUCAGCCAGAGAAAGCCAAAGAGGCGGGCGCAGGACGAGGGCUCCUACAGCCGCUUCGCCAACGGAGACGACGAUGGCCGCCAUCACCGCCGCGGAAACAAGCGCCGACGUCAAUCACCUCCUCCCGGCCCGGACCGGUGCUUCUUCUGCUUGAGCAACCCCAACCUCGAUACCCACAUGGUCUGCACCAUCGGCGAAGACAGCUAUCUUGCUACUGCCAAGGGCCCUCUAGCCACCUCCCAGACCUUUCAGGAGCACGGUAUCAACUUCCCUGGCCACGUCAUCAUCACGCCGCUGGCGCAUACACCGACCGUUCACCACUCUGGCGUCGAGAACUACGCUCCCGAGGAGGCGGAGAAGACCCACAAGGAGAUGACCCGUUUUCGCGAGGCCCUUCAGGCCAUGGUCUCGACGAAGUCGAACCGCAAGCUGGGUGCCAUCACCUGGGAAAUCAGCCGCGGCCGCAACAUUCACGCCCACUGGCAGUUCCAUCCCAUUCCCGCAGACUUUGUUUACAAGGGUCUUGCUGAGGCCGGCUUCCGCGUUGAGGCUGAGAAUCUCAAGUAUCCCGAGUUCGAGAGCCGCGAGAUCUCGUACGAGGACCAGGCUGACUUUGGUGACUACUUCCGCAUCUGGAUCUGGGCAGACGAUGGCGAAGACAGGAUUAAGGGCUCUAGUCUCGUCAUGAAGCUCGAUCCCAACAUGCGCUUCGACCUGCAGUACCCGCGCAAGGUUGUGGCGAAGCUCCUCGGUCUCGAGAAGCGUUUCGUCUGGCAGGAUUGCACGCAAACCAAGGAGGACGAGGAGAAGGACGUGGCAGCUCUCCGCGAGGCUUUCAAGGAAUGGGAUUUUGCGCUUCAGUGAGGAAGGCGUACAGCACACAUCGAGGCGACGUCGGGACGCGUGACAAGUUUGAGCAUGAUUACAUCGUUUUUCUGGCAUGGCAUUUGGCAUGGGCGGCGUUUGGGGGAUACCCAGGUAACCUGCAUAUUUUUGCUACAUAAGCAGAUCGGUAGUGGGGAGAGGUUGUCAUUUGGCUUUCCAACUUUGCUUUUUACACGAGCGGAGGCAUAUCAUGAGGAGCAGAUCU
This is a messenger RNA of Colletotrichum godetiae, 1933 nucleotides long. RefSeq names its product CwfJ C-terminus 1-domain-containing protein-like protein. The record is from RefSeq and is a predicted model, not a curated record. The transcript has 2 exons. Gene Ontology annotation, cellular component: post-mRNA release spliceosomal complex. Lineage: Eukaryota; Fungi; Ascomycota; Sordariomycetes; Glomerellales; Glomerellaceae. Bases 64 to 1707 code for a protein of 547 amino acids. Gene Ontology annotation, biological process: mRNA splicing, via spliceosome. Gene Ontology annotation, molecular function: RNA lariat debranching enzyme activator activity.